This is a messenger RNA of Camellia sinensis, 551 nucleotides long. Lineage: Eukaryota; Viridiplantae; Streptophyta; Magnoliopsida; Ericales; Theaceae. The record is from RefSeq and is a predicted model, not a curated record.
UCACUGAUGAUUAUGAGCUCAUUUUUGCAGCCAUCGCGAGGGUACAUGGAGGAGGUGGUUGGACUGGUGGCCACACUCGAGGGCAUGGUCCUGCGUAGGGAGGCACAGUUGUCUGUCGCGGGCAUCCAGAUGCCUUCAUGGUCCGGUCAGCCACAGGCCAGGCCACCUGGGCCUCAUUGGGGAGCUGGGCCAUCUGGGCCUUUUCAGGGGGCGGGGUCAUCUCGGCCUUCCCGAGGAGCCGGGCCGUCUAGGCCUCAUCGAGGAGCUCGAGGAGGGCCUGUCCGCAGACGCAGGGCUCACGUUGUGGAGGUGGAGCCUGAUGAGGAGGAGGAGGAGGCUACCGACCGUCAGUUCGAGACAUCUGUUGAGGAGGGAGGCUCCGGUUUUGGCUCGGGGAACAGAGGCGAGGCUGAGGAGGAUCCUGAGGAUGACAGCUCCGACUCAGAUGAUGGUGUGGAGGUCGUCCCGCAAAAGAGGACGAGGCGUGCUUCUCGUUCCCGCUCCCGAGGACUUUGAUGCUGCUAUUUCCUGCUUUAUUUUUCCUUUACUAG